This is a messenger RNA of Melanaphis sacchari, 2250 nucleotides long. RefSeq names its product phytoene desaturase-like. The coding region runs from base 649 to 2229 and encodes 526 amino acids. The transcript is spliced from 3 exons. Lineage: Eukaryota; Metazoa; Arthropoda; Insecta; Hemiptera; Aphididae. Gene Ontology annotation, molecular function: oxidoreductase activity. Gene Ontology annotation, biological process: carotenoid biosynthetic process. The record is from RefSeq and is a predicted model, not a curated record.
AAAUAACCCGAUUAAUAAUUUCGAAAAAAAGGUUGUGGGUACGUUAUAAUAACAUUAAUAUUGGCGUUGUGCGAGGAUCGUUGAUUUGCAUUUCAAACGGCACGGUGUGAGUGUUGGCCAUCACAGCACACGGAUACAUAAUAUAUUAUAUCAUGAAAUACGAUAUUUAACGUUACGGAAUCAUGCCAUAGUAUGCACUGUGGUUUUAUUAUUACUAUUAUUAUUUUGGUGAUGGCGGCAUGUUGCGCCGUAGCUUGCAACAUAUCGUUGUUGUGAUGUCGUGCAGACUGCAGUCAUGUGCUGUGCAAUCGUGACGCCAGUCACUCGCUCGUAAUUCUUUCCGACUACGAUUUGAACGAAAACAACAAUACGUAUUUUGUAGUGACUUCCACAUGACGAGUGACGAUAAACGAUAAUCCAGAGCUGUAAGUUUCGUGUACUUGCGCUCGUAUUGUAGCAUUAGCAUAAACACAUAAGUGUAUCCUUUAUUUUAAUAUCUAUAGCCGAACGUACGUGUAAUAACCGAACCACGCUAUCUACCGUGUAUACACUGUGAUACCACAUUAACGACUGUCGUUCUGGGCGCCAGUCCAACAAUAUACCCAGGAGGGGGAUUCUUUAACCAAAGUGUUAUAGAUAAUUAACAAAAUGGUGAUUAAGAUUAUCAUCAUCGGGGCCGGAGUUGGUGGUACAGCAGCUGCUGCUAGACUUAGCAAAAAAGGAUUUCAAGUAGAGAUUUAUGAAAAAAAUGCAUAUAACGGUGGAAGAUGUUCGCUCAUUUAUCAAAACGGACAUCGAUUUGAUCAAGGACCGUCGUUGUAUUUGAUGCCUAAAAUAUUUGAAGAGACAUUUGAAGAUCUGGGAGAGGACAUUAAAAAUCACAUAGAAUUAUUGAAGUGUCCUUCUAAUUACAGCGUACAUUUUCACGACGGUAAAACAUUCGAACUCACCACAGAUAUAUCUAAAUUAUCUCGUUCUUUGGAAAAAUACGAAGGUAAUGGUGAAUCGACUUUAAUUAAUUUUUUGAGCUAUUUAAAGGAAACUCACGUGCACUAUCAAAGGAGCGUUAAAGUUGCACUCAAGACCGAUUUCCAACAUUGGUAUGAUUUUUUCAAUCCAAAACAUUUACCAGACGUAAUACAGCUGCAUCUGUUGGACACUGUUUACAACAGAGUUUGUAAAUAUUUCAAAAGCGACUACAUGAGACGGGCGUUUUCAUUCCAGACUAUGUACUUGGGAAUGUCGCCAUACGACGGUUUAGCACCUUAUAGUUUACUGCAGUACACUGAAAUAGCCGAAGGAAUUUGGUACCCGAAAGGAGGUUUUAACAAAGUCUUACAAAGUCUGGAAAACAUUGCCGUACGACAUGGAGCCAAGUUCAAUUAUAACGCCGAUGUCCAAGAAAUAAUAGUCGAUGACAACGGAGUGGCGAAAGGAAUCAAACUGGCAAACGGCGAUGUAGUAAAUAGUGACAUUGUAAUUUGUAAUGCAGAUCUCAUAUACGCGUACAACAAACUUUUACCAAAGACGUCGUACGCUGAAAAGCUCGGCAAAAAAGAACUUACUUCUUCUUCGAUAUCAUUCUAUUGGUCCAUGAAAACAAUUGUGUCUCAAUUGGAAGUGCACAACAUAUUUUUGGCCGAAAAAUAUAAACAAAGUUUCGAUCAAAUAUUCAAGGAUCAUACGUUGCCCGACGAACCGUCGUUUUAUGUUAACGUACCUAGUCGCAUUGACCCGACAGCAGCGCCAGAAGGAAAAGACACGGUCGUAGUUCUAGUACCAGUGGGACAUUUAUCAAAUUUACCAAACAUUGAUUUCGAUCAACUCGUGAAGAAGGCUAGGGAACAAGUAAUCGACACAAUAGAAAAGAGAUUAAAGAUAUCGAACUUCAGAAGCAUGAUCGACCACGAGAUAGUGAAUGAUCCGAGAACGUGGCAAAACGAAUUCAAUUUAUGGAAAGGAUCUAUACUGGGAUUAUCUCACUCAUUGUUUCAGGUUUUAUGGUUCAGACCCAGUUUGAAAUGUAAAAUAUUUGAAAACUUGUACUUUGUUGGUGCUUCGGCACAGCCUGGUACUGGUGUACCAAUAGUUUUGUGUGGUGCAAAAAUGCUAGAGAAACAAUUGUGUGAUAGAUUUUUAGAGGGCAAAGUAGAAAUUGACAUAGGGUCGAAGUGUGUUUCAUUUUUAAUCGGUCUCCUAGCACUUCUGAUUUUUUGGUUUUUUUUUUAGAUUUUAAUAAUGAUUGUUAUU